AUGACUGAUAACAUGCCUCCCUCCGCUCCGACGGAUCAACCCCAAUUCGGCGCUCCCGUCAACGCCGGACAAGCUCCCAGAGUUUCGAAUCCCAACUCCACCAUGGGCGACACCAAUGGCGCUAAUACCCCGAUCGCGGACCUUUCGAGUGCUGCGGCGGCGCAGGUUCGACCCGGCGGUGCGCCUGCUCGUGUGUAUCUGAAUGAGAAUAUUGUACCGCAUUUGUUGGAAGGGAUGAAGUCCGUGGCAAAAGAUCAGCCGGUAAAUCCAUUGCGUGUGCUUGGAGAAUUCUUGAUCCAAAAGAGCAAUGAGCUCGAGAGUGAUGCGAAGAAAGAUACUGAGUAG
Molecule: messenger RNA, 345 nt
Organism: Penicillium angulare
Lineage: Eukaryota; Fungi; Ascomycota; Eurotiomycetes; Eurotiales; Aspergillaceae
Product: DPY30/SDC1 family protein
Exons: 3
Coding region: 1-345 (114 amino acids)
Source: RefSeq, a predicted model, not a curated record